GCCGCCGCGACGCGGCCCGGGACGGGGGUCUGCGCCCGUGGGCUCCCUCGGACCUGCCGCUUCCCGGCGCGGCGCGGGAGAGGGCGGCGGGGCCGGGCCGGGGGAGAGCAGCGCUCCCCACCCAAGGCGCGGUGGGCAGUGCCAGGAGCUGGCGGCCGGCUCGGCCCGCCGGCGGCGGGGAGAAAGAAGACUGAGGGACAGUACAGCACGUUGCUCAUACUACAGCAGGCACUGACAGUGUAACAUUCAUCAGCAGGAGAAAAUUCAAGCCAGGAGAGUGUCAACGCAGGUGGUUAAUGUGAGCAGUUGUCAAGGAAUGGUUUUCAGACAUGAUGGCUGACCAGCCGCCUCCAUUAGAAGCUACACCUAUACUGAAUGAAGUGCCACUUCUACCUCAUAUGGUUAAUGGGGACAGCAUCCAACAGGUUAUUCUUGUACAAGUAAACCCAGGUGAAACAUUUACAAUUACAACUGAAGAUGGACACAUUCAAUGUAUUCAAGGUCCAGCACAUGUUCCUAUGAUGUCACCAAAUGGUUCUAUGCCGCCUAUAUUUGUGCCUCCCGGUUAUGUAUCUCAGGUGGUGGAAGAAAAUGGAGUUCGUAAAGUGGUGGUAUUGCCACACUCAGCUGAAUUCCAUCCUUCCAUGCAUCCUCCUCCUCCUCCUCCUCCCCAUGUGCCACAUUACAUGCAUCAUCACCAUGCUUUGCUUCCCCACCCACCUCACCCAGUGUACCCACCAGUUCCUGGGACAGGAGAGCUGCCACCACAGUUCAUUCACCAGCAUCCACCACCACACGUGUUUCAAGAACAAGAACCUCGUUCUCACGGAAGGACAAACUUCAUUCAGCGAGAUGAAAGGAGUCUCAAAAUGCAAGAACACCUGAAGAAAAGACUAAAAGACAGACAAGCUAGUGGUCAUACUAAUAAUAAACUUAAUAGUCCUCCAUCUUCACCACAUAAAGUUGUAAAUUCUUCCAAUGCAACAAUUCAGAAUGGAAAUGGAAAGGGACAGCAAGGGGCAGGAGGACCACUAAAGCAGAAGCAGAUAGGAAAAACAAAGGGCAGUCCAGAUGCAGAGAUGGGAGAAUCUGACACAGAAUCCAAGAAAUGUGAUAUUCACUUGAGCAUUGGCAAGCCAGUCGUUUCUGAUAUACAAGCAAGAUCAGCCGUUCUGUCCUGGAAUCUCCCAGUUAGUUCACAGAAUGGAGAGAGCCAUAGUCAUAGUCCAGCAGCAUUUACAUUUGAAGUAGCAAUAUCCAACAGUGGUAAAAAUGGAAAAUUUAAAUCUGUCUAUGUUGGGGAAGAAUUAACGAUUACACUUCCUGAUCUCAGACCAGCAACUGAUUAUCAUGCCAGAGUUUCAGCAACCAGCAGUUCCAUAAAAGAAUCCAUUUCAGAAUUAGUGAGUUUCACCACAGAAAGUUGUGAGCCAGACAGUCCUGCUGCACCGAAGCUAAUUAACAGAACCAAAAACAGCCUGAGUUUGCAGUGGAAGUCCUCAAAUGACAAUGGUUCCAAAAUAACUAAUUUUCUUUUAGAAUGGGAUGAGGGGAAGAAUGGAUCCUUCAAAGAAUGCUACUACGGGCAUCUGAAGCAGUAUAAACUUACCAAACUCUCUCCUUCUACAAAAUACUCGCUCAGAUUAGCUGCUAAAAAUGAUAUUGGAAUGAGUGGGUUCAGUGAGACAGUGACGUACUAUACAGCGGGAAUUGUCCCACCAGCCCCGUCGCCCCCGGUGCUCGUUGAAGCAGGAGUGACCUGGCUGUCGGUGAAGUGGUGCCCACCUAACGGGGUGUCUUCAGAUGACUCUCUCACUUACACUUUAGACGUGGAAGAAGAAGGUUCUGGUUAUGGUUUCCAACCACAGUACAAUGGAGAUGAACUCUCGUGCACUUUAAGAAAUCUUAGGAGGAGUACAUCCUAUAAGUUUAGGCUCUUUGCCUACAACAGUGAAGGAAAAAGUAGCCCUAGUGAGGUGGUCGAACACAGCACCAAUCCUGACAAACCUGGACCACCAAGUAAACCAACUGUAAAGGGCAAGAUCCAUUCGCACAGUGUGAAAGUUACAUGGGAACCACCCAAAGAUAAUGGAGGAUCAGACAUUACUAAAUACUUUCUGGAAAUCUCAGACACAUCAGUUGGAAGCAAAUGGGACACCAUAUACAGUGGUUCCCAGAGGGAACAUGUAUGUGAUCAUCUCAAGCCUGGCACUUCAUACAGAAUGAGAGUUUAUUGUGUCAGUAAAGGUGGUGAAAGCCAGGCUUCUGAUGUUAUGACUGUUACAACAUCAGCUGUUCCUCCUGGACCGUGUCGUGCUCCAUGCCUGGCAGGCAAAUCUAAGCCCAAGGAAAUCACUUUACAGUGGGGCCCACCACCUGUAGAUGGAGGUUCCGACAUUACAGAAUAUGUUAUAGAGAUGGCAAACUCUGAACAAGAUGAACGCAGACAAGUGUACCAGGGUCCAGCAUCUGAAUAUGUAGUAAACAAUCUGCUUCCAGGGAGAGCAUACUGCUUCUGGAUACGAGCAGCAAAUAAAGUUGGGUUUGGCCCUCACUCUGACAAAGCAGAGAUCUCCACUGCUCCAGGACCCCCUGAUCAAUGUUGCAAACCCCUGAUAACUUGUAAAAGUGCAACUUGUGCUGUUGUUUCAUGGGAGAGUCCUGCGUGCAACGGUGCAGAGAUCAGCGAGUACAGACUGGACUGGGGACAGGUGGAAGGAUCGAUGCAUAUCAUUUACACUGGCCCCUGCCAGACCUAUGAAGUAAAAGGUCUCACACCUGCAACCACAUAUUAUUGCAGAGUCCAGGCUGUGAAUGUUGCUGGAGUUGGUUUGUUUGGCGAGACCGGUGUGGUGACAACCCCUGCAUCAGUGCCUGCAGCAGUGUCAGUACUGCAUUUACUUGAAGAGGAUCAAAUGGAAAUUUCUCUUCCUUUAUCAACGUGCCUUGCAAUUCAAUGGGAAGAACCAUGUUGUCAUGGGUCAGAGAUCACUGGAUAUAAUAUAGAAUAUGGAGAAAAGCAGCUUGUAACUGUUGGAAGAAGUACAAGCCAUGUUCUCGAGAAUCUGCUGCCUGACACUCUGUACAGAAUUAGAAUACAGGCCAUAAACAGCCUUGGAGUUGGUCCUUUCAGUCAUUCCAUUAAAGCCAAAACGAAACCACUACCUCCUGACCCUCCUCAUCUUGAAUGUGUGGUCUUCAGCUACCAGAGCCUUAAACUUAAAUGGGGUGAAGGUCCUAGCAGAGCUUUAAUUACCAACCCUACACAAUUCAACUUGCAGAUGGAGGACAGGUUUGGCAGGUUUGUUACUGUUUAUAAUGGUCCUUGUCAUACAUACAAGGUACAGCGACUCAGUGAAUCUACUACGUACUAUUUUAAAAUCCAGGCAUAUAAUGAUGCUGGAGAGGGAGGGUUUUCUGAAGUUUACGCUUUCACUACAACUAAGUCUCCACCCGCACCUCUUAAAGCACCCAAAGCAAAUCAGCUGGAAGAAAACACUUACGAAAUCACAUGGGAACCUUUACAGCCGAUGAAAGGAGAUUCCAUUGUUUACAUCCUUCAGCUCACUGCUGGGAGAGAGUUUGAUCAGGUAUACAAGGGACCAGAGACCUCCUUCCGUCUCGCAAGCUUGCAGACAAACUGUGAAUAUCGGGUCAGAGUCUGCGCUGGCCGUCAGUCCCAAGACUCUACUGGAUCACAAGAACUGUACGGACCUUACAGUCCCAGCACAGUGUUCUCAUCUCAGAAGCAAGAGCUGGUUCCACCGUGCGCUGAUUUGACGACAGAGCUGGCGGAGACGAAGAAGACAUUACGUGAAGAGCGCUUCAUUGCUAUCGUUCUUCUCUGCGGAUUUGCAGUGGUUGCUAUUUUAUUUGCUGUUGUUAUUCAGUACUUUGUAAUCAAGUAGACAAGAACCUAUUCAGUACUCAGCUUUUUGUACAGAAGCUAUUUCGGGUAUUUAUGGUUAGUUCUAAUUAAAAUCCUAGCUGGAAAUGUAUAGUUCCAUGCAUUUCCACGUUUGCUGCUGGCUAACAGUGAGGCUGGGUUGGCAGAUCCUUUCCAAAUACUGAACACAGAUUUCUUGUAGAAAGGGUAAUCCUGGGUCCUCUGUAAUCAGGGUUAGCUGUUAACAAAACAGCAAAAAAACUGCCUUAUUGUGCACGCUGGUGUGUGUGCGUGCCCACUCUUCCUCUCUCCGAAUUCAAAGUGGGGCCCUCUGGCCGGGCAGAGAGGGAAGGCAUUGAUAGAACAAGUCCUUUCAAGUACAACUAGAGCAGUGGUAGUCGAUCCGCAGUGUUUAAUCAGGUAUUGUUGUAGCUUGGUAUACAUGAAAUACAGCAGCACAAAUGCUUAAGCUUAGAGCAGUACUGUCUUGCAAAACAUUACUAGAGCAUACCACAUUUAAUAUACUGUAGAAGGGAAGCAGAAUAUUGACUUAGCGAUGUUACUACUUUACAGUUAUUUUAAUAUUUCGGUUUCAGUAAUAAUCAUUUCAAGUGUUAAAGUAGAGGGUGCCAGCAUUUUUAGAAUUUUAAUCAAAACGCUAGAUGAAACGUUAGCAGGACGUAAUGUACAUACAGCAAAGGCGUUUGUAUGUAACAUGGCAGGAAAGGCCCCUUUUGUAUUGUACAUUUCUGAAUGAAAUGCUUUCUGCUGUUGGUGAGCAGCUGUUGGCCCAAUCCACAUUUCACUCUCAGUGCCUGAGAGAAAAGUAAUUUCCUGUGCUUCUGAUUAAAUCUUUGCAGUGUUUUCAGAAAAGCACAGGUAUUGUCUUUAAGGAGAAAGAGUGCAUUUAUGAUAAAUGUUACACUAUUUGGCUCAAACUGAGCAAAUGUUUUUGUACUAUUAUUAACCUAAAAAUAAAAAGCUCAAACUGCUUUUGGAUGCCCUUCUAACUUAAUCUGAAUUAUCAAAUUGUACAUGAAAGAACUCUUUUUAGAUAACAUUUAUACAAUGUUUUAAAUGACUUGCUAUCCCAGUGGUAGCAGCUUCACAUUCCAUUGUUUUCUAGAUGGGAAUGUUCAGCCUGCUAUGAACUUUUCUGAAACUCGUCCUGUUUGUCUGGGGGGUAUUUUUUGUGGACACUGUGCACUACAUAUGACUGUUCUUGUUAAAUCUGCUUGUGAAUACCUGAAGAUGAGUCUGACAGCUGUCUUCUUUAUAUCCAAUAUUUUGAAAGCUGGAACUCACAAAUUUCAAAUGUGAUUCAGAAUGGGUCUUCCCCAAUAGCAUUUGGAACAUGCUAUAGAAGCAUAGAUUUAGCGUAUUCUGCAAAGACUACAGCUACACUUUAUAUACAUCAGAGCAAUGCACUUGUACGUGGAAUGUUGGAUGUGAUAGUGCUACAGGCUAAGUAUUUCCAGUAAUUAAUCACUUUAAGGGUCUUUCUCCUAUGGCAGUUGGUGAAUAAUGUUGCGUUAUAGUUUGAGGCAUUGUGUUGUAUUUCAGAUGUGGAAAACCUAAAUUAUGACAUAGUAUCGCUUAAUACUCUUAAAAGUAGAUUUAUGGUGCAAUCUGAAAUUAAUCUUUUCAAAAUGUACUCUUCAUUUUGUACUCUAUUUAUUUUGAUUAAAAGUCCUGGAAAAUGUAUGUUUGAAUGUAUUGUUCUACUUGUAGCAGAACUUUAAGUUAAUCAUUUAUUAUAUAAUAGAAAUCUCUCCCUCCAGUGUUGGAAAGAGUUUUAUACAGAUAUUAGUCUUUAGUUUGCAGAAGAGUUUACAAUCUGUCUUUAUUUCUCUUCUUAGUCUAUUUUUAGCAAAUAAGACUGCCUUCAGCAAAUCUCUAUUGCCAAAGGGUUAUUUCUUUAACUCUUAGAACAAAGUUUGUAGAGGUUUAUUUGGCAAUAAUAUUUCUGGUAAUUUUAAAAGAUGAAAUAGGAUUGCAGAAUAAAUACUAACAAGUCAUGACUCCUAAAAAGUGAAAGAAAGUUCUUUUGCAAUUGCCACAAAAUUGCCACAUUUCCAGAAGAUAUCGGGGAAAGCCUACCACAAUACAGAUUUUGCAUCAGCUGUUAUCCAUUCCAGAACGAUAUACCCUAAUGGCAUUAAUGUAUUAGGUAUCUUCAGUUUUCUUGUAUUGUAAUUUUGAGGUAUCUCAAACUUAUGUUAAAGCUGCCAUGCAUUGUAUUACUAAAUUGUAACUAUCAAAUAGAUAAUAUAUUUAAUACAGCCAAUAAAUAAUACAAAUGUAUUCAAAUUUGA
This is a messenger RNA of Tyto alba (common barn owl), 6201 nucleotides long. RefSeq names its product fibronectin type-III domain-containing protein 3a. The transcript is spliced from 27 exons. Bases 330 to 3908 code for a protein of 1192 amino acids. Lineage: Eukaryota; Metazoa; Chordata; Aves; Strigiformes; Tytonidae. The record is from RefSeq and is a predicted model, not a curated record. Gene Ontology annotation, molecular function: protein binding.